AUGAUUGAAUUUAAUUGUAAUGGUUCACUUUCGACUACUGCAAAAUGGACAGUCAAAAAUUGUACUACUAUAUUAUGUUCAUAUCAAAUUCAACUAAAUAGCAAAAUCGUUACAACAUCAAGUGAACUUUAUAUUCCAGCAAAAACUUUAGAUUAUGGACUUUAUGAGUUGACAUUAACUGUAGCAAUGGCUAAUUUACCAAAUCUAAAAGCUUCUUCUGCAGCUUAUGUAAGCAUAACUGCAUCAGGUAUAACAGCAAAUCUUGUUCCAUUUGGAACAUCAAUGAUAACACGUGGUAGUCAACAAGAUCUUGACUUUAAUCCUGGAUCAUAUUCUGUUGAUCCAGAUGAAGAUACAUUCGAUCCAAGUAAAUGGACAUAUGCAUACUAUUGUAGACUUUAUGGUUCGUAUAAUUUUCCAAAUUAUCAAGGCAUAUUAUUAACAAUUGAAAAUUCAAAAACUGAUCCUAAUAAUCCGUCAUGUUUAUCAAAUCGAUCAGAUAAUACAACAGGAGUAAUAUAUGGAAAUUUGACUUUAUCACCAAAAUCAUCUUUAACAAUUCUUUCGAGUUCAUUUCAAGCAAAUCAAGUCUAUCAAUUUAUGGUUCUGUUGCAAAAUCGUAAAAAUUCUUCAAUACAAGCUACAGGUUAUGUUCUUGUCACAGUUGUCGAUACUCAACCGCAAUUGAUUGCCAUUGGUUGUAUUGUAUCAGCAUUAUGUGUUCCGAAUCUUGAAUUUCAAGUUGUUAAUCCAACAACACAAGUUGCUUUAUUUGCUGUAUGUAUUGGAACUUGUGCAAAUAUUCAAAGUAUUAAAUGGAAUAUUUAUCAAGGAUCAAAUAAUUCAACAUCGUCAAACAGCACACAAUGGAUUUUAUUUAAUAAUAUGAUUUCAUAUGAAAAUACUUGGUUUUUUGGUAUAAAUACAAGUAAUUUUACUGCUACAAAUCAAUUAUUUAUUGAUAAUCCUCAAAUAAGUCUUUGGCGAUUUGAAGUUGUUUAUACAUUUCCAUCUUUAACAAGUACAAGUGCAUUGAAUUUUAUUAUGAAUCAACCUCCUUAUAAUGGUUCAUGUUUAAUCACACCAAAUAAUGGUACAACAACUACUCAAUUUACUAUUUCAUGUUUAGAUUGGUUUGAUGAAGAUGGAAUAAAAGAUUAUUCAUUAUAUGCAUGGACUACAGAUAUAUCACUAAAAGUAAUGAUUGCAUUUUCAACAGUAUCUACUUUUCAAGUUCGAUUACCAAGUGGAGAUAGUCAAACAUCAUUACUUAAUAUUGCUGUUAAUAUUCGAGAUCUUCUUAGUUGUGGUGUAGAAGCGAAUAUGUCUUCUAUUAGUGUUUUAGUAGAUACUACAGGAAUUAAUGAUUUAAUUACUAAUAUACAAAGUUCAUCCGGUACAAUGACAAAUAGUCUAAUUGUUCAAUUACUUUCAAGUGGAAAUCAAAAUGUUGUUGGACAAGUUAUUACUGCGAUUUCACAAUAUUCUAAUCAAGUGAAUAGUGAAAGUAUCGAUAGUGCUGUUUCAUAUGGAAUAUCAGCUGCAACUAUUUCAAUAUCAUCAUUAGGGAGUCAAAGUUUACAACAAAAUUCGACAUCUGCCAAUGAAUCAGCUUUAAUUGCAUUUAAUACAGAAUUAAAUUCUCAAGCAAGUCUUCGAGAUUAUCUGAUCACAUUUACAGCUAAUCUUCUCAUUACAACAUCAAAUAGUAUUAAUUUACAAGCAUCGUCAUUAGCUCAAUUAACUCAAUCAACAAAUCAACUAACAAGAGCAGCUCUAUCAAUCGCAUCAGAUAAAUGUUAUCAACUAGCUGUGGCUUUAUAUUCAAAGGCAGGAAAAAUUCCAUAUGAAGACAUUCAAACAGCAUCAAAUCAAAUAAUGCAAUGUGCUUCAAAUAUUUUAACUGCUGUGAACGGACCAUUACAAAAACGAACAAGUACACUUGAUUUAGAUUUUUCACGUGCAAAUACAGUAUCGACUGAUUAUGAUACUGAUAUUGAAUCUGCAUGGUCAAAUACAAAUUUAUUUGGUGGUGGUACUGAUGCUGCAACAAUUGCAGCAAAUCGAAAUUUAUAUUAUCAAAAUCAAUUAGCAAAUGAUAUAAAUAAACAAGUUACACAAAUUAUUUCAUUAUUAACUUCUUCAUUAAAUAUUUACUUAAAUGUUGGUCAAAGUUCAUUAAUAAAUACAUCUUCAACAUAUGUGUCAUUAGAAACAAUAUCAAUUGGAUCACUUUCAAAUAAAAUUAUCGCACAAGUUGGAAAUGCUCAAUUUCAUAUUCCAUCGGAUUUUACAUUGAAUACAACAGAUAAUUCUUCUGUUGCACUUCGAUCAAAAAUGGAUCCACUUGCUGCAUAUGGAAAUUUUCAAAAUACAAAUCUUUCAAGAUCAAUUUCAUUAUCAAUUGUUGAUCAAAGUGGAAAUGAUAUUUCAUUUAAUACAAAUGAAAAUAAUAGUACAAUACGAUUAAUUAUUCCUCGUGAUUCGAAUGUUAUAAUCCCAUCAAUGUAUUUACAAAAUGUAACAACAACAACAACAAAUUCAACUAAUAAUAAUUUAUUAUUUUCUUUACAUUAUAUUAAUAUUACCAGUUCUCUUUCAGUUUCAGUCCAUAUUGAGAUACAUCCUUUAAAUAUAAAUCUUGCGUAUUUAUUUAUCUAUAAAGUUAAUCAAACACCACAAUUAAAUAGUUCAAUUAAUAUUAUUGAUGGUUGGACAAUUUUUUGUCCAUCAAAUUUAACUAGUGACGAGAUUUACAAAUAUUUUAUUGAUAAUGAACAAACAGCUAAUUAUCAAUCGGUCAUAUUUGGAUUAAGAGAAUUAAAUGAAACCGAAUUUAAUAAUUACUGUAGAAAUAAUUCGACAAUAAAUACUGUACCAAUUUCUGAUCAAAGUUGUAAUUUUACAUCAAAUUAUGAAUUACGCACUUAUACAUCAGGUUGUUAUUAUCUUGGUGAAGAUAAUACUUGGAAAUCAGAAGGAUUAAUUGUUGGAUCAUUAACAAAUCAUUAUGAAACUGAAUGUUUUUCAAAACAUUUAACAACAUUUGCUGGUGGUUUUAUUGUUUUACCUGCACCCAUCAAUUGGAGUUAUGUUUUUGCAAAUGCUGGUUUUUUGCAAAAUAAAACAGUUUAUUUAAUGAUGAUAUGUACGACACUACUUUAUAUUAUUUUAUUAAUUUAUGGUCGUCGUAAAGAUAAAAAAGAUAUUGAAAAAUUGGGAGUAACACCAUUAGCUGAUAAUCAAAAAUCGGAUCAAUAUUUUUAUCAAAUUCUUGUUUUUACUGGUCAACGAAGAAAUGCUGGAACAGAAUCCAAAGUUCAUUUCGUAUUAUCGGGCGAUGUAGAUCAAACAAAUAUUCGAACAUUUUCCGAUUCUCAUCGAAAAAUAUUUCAACGUGGUGGAAUUGAUGCUUUUAUUAUGACUGUACCAAAAUCAUUGGGAUUGUUAAAUUAUAUUCGAAUUUGGCAUGAUAAUACAGGUCAAGGCCAAUCAGCAUCAUGGUAUCUAAAAUAUAUAAUUAUUCGAGAUUUACAAACAAUGGAAAAAUCCUAUUUUAUUUCUCAACAAUGGUUUGCAGUUGAAAAAAAUGAUGGACGAAUUGAACGAAUGUUACCAAUUGCUGGUGAAUCAGAAAAAGAACAAUUUUCAUAUGUAUUAUCAAAAAAAGCUUAUCAUAGUGUAUCUGAUGGUCAUUUAUGGUUUUCAAUAUUUUCUCGUCCACCAUCAAAUAAAUUUACAUGUGUACAAAGAUGUACUUGCUGUUUUGUGUUAUUCUUUAGUUCAAUGUUACUUAAUAUUAUGUAUUAUGAUUUAGCAAAUGAAGCAAAAGCAUCAAGUGACUCAAAACAAGGAACUUUAUCAAUUGGUCCUUUUUAUAUAUCACCUCAACAGAUUGGUAUUGGUAUAAUGUGUGAAUUAUUUACACUUGUUCCAAGUCUUUUGGUUGUUCAAUUUUUUAAACGUAUUCGACCACGUAAACAAAUUUCACCAUUACGUGAAGCAAUAUACAAGAUUACAUCACCUCGAAAAAUUACAACAAAUGAUAAUGAAAUCAAGAAGAAACGAUCUUCAUUCACAUUUCCAUGGUGGUGUUUAUUUAUUGCAUAUACUUUUUCAACGAUGAUUAUUAUUGUUUCAAUUUUUUUUAUUAUUAUUCGAGGAAUUGAAUUUGGUGAUGCAAAAACUCAAAAAUGGUUAACAUCUGUUCUUACUGGAUUUUUUUCAUCGAUUCUUUUUACUCAACCUAUCAAAAUUUUAUGUGUGGCUGCCAUUUUUGCAUUUUUCUAUCGAAAAUCAAACGAUGAUAAAGAAGCAAGUGAAUAUAUUGAUGAUAAUGAAGUUGAAUUAGAUGGUGAUGAAGAUUAUCUUCAUUCAGUCGAGAGUUAUUCUUUAUUUAAUUCUCAAACAUCAAAAUCUAUUAAUCGUCUUAGUGAAGAUGAAAUAGCUUCUGCACGUGAACAACGUUUAAAAGAAGUUCAAAUGUGGUCCAUUAUUUAUGAAUUUCUUACAUAUUUAGUAUUUGCAACAUUAAUCUUUUUCAUUUCUUAUUCUAAUCGUGACAAAAAUAGUUUCUAUGAAGUUAAUCAUUUACGAUCAUAUUUUCUCAAUACAAGACAAGCCGAUGGUGAUUAUACACAAAUAAUAACAAUAGAUCAAUAUUGGCAUUAUUUAGAAAAUACAUUUAUUAGUAAUAUUCGUGCUCAACAAUGGUAUAAUGGAGAUACUCCACGAAAUCUCGCUGGAUUUAUAGAUGAUAAAUCUAAUCGAUUGAUUGGUUGGGCAACAAUGAGACAAUUACGUAUUAAAUCAGAAUUAUGUUCUUAUCAACGUAUUAUAUCAGUGUGUGAAAGUAGUUAUAGUUUAUUGAAUGAAGAAAAACGUUUUUUUCAACCCGGAUGGGCAAAUGAAACAACAGAAGAAUAUAGUUCAUCAAUACGAAACGCAUUUAAUUAUUCUACAAGUGAUGAAUUAGAUACAUAUCCUUAUGUUGGUGAAUUUGAUACAUAUGGAGGAGGUGGUUAUGUAUAUGAAUUUCAUGGUAGUUUAUCUAAUUUAAAAACAAAUCUAUCUACACUUAAUCAAUUACAAUGGAUUGAUGACAAAACAAGAGCUAUUAUUAUACAAUUAACUUUAUAUAGUCCAAAUACUCAAUUAUUAACUUCAGUUACAUUAGUUGCUGAAUUUCUACCAACAGGUGGUGUUUUUCCAUCAGCUCGUUUUGAACCAAUCAAUUUUUAUACAUUUGGAUCUUUAUCUCAAUUGAUUUGUACUGUUCUAUAUUUAUUCAUUAUUAUUUAUUUUAUGGUAAUUGAAAUUAAAUUAUUAUUUAAAUUACGCUUAAAAUAUUUUCGUCAAUUUUGGUCAGUAAUUCAAAUCGGUAUAAUUAGCUGUUCAUGGGGAAGUGCUGUAGUUUAUAUUUGGCGUAUAUCUGAAGCUAGUCAUAUUAGUAAAUUAUUUGGAGAAACAAAUGGAUAUGUUUAUAUAAAUUUACAACUUGCAAUUUAUAUUAAUGAUAUUUUAACAUUUCUUCUUGGUUUUUGUUGCUUUUUUGGAACAAUUAAAUUUAUCCAUAUAUUUCGUUUUAAUAAUCGUAUAUCAUUAUUUGCUGCAACAGUGAAAUAUGCAGGAAAAGGACUUAUUUCAUUCUUUGCCAUGUUUUCUAUUGUAUUUAUGGCAUUUCUUUCUUUAUUUUAUUUAAUAUUUGUAUCAGUCAUUGAAUCAUGUUCCGACUUAUUAGGAACUGCACAAAUGCUUUUUGAAAUGUUAUUAAUGAACUUUGAUGCAGAAGAAAUAAUGGGAGCUGGUGCUUUUCUUGGUCCAUUUUGUUUUACUUUAUUUAUAAUCGUUGUUGUUUUUAUUUGUUUGAGUAUGUUUAUGGCAAUAAUUAUUGAUAGUUUUCAUCUUGCAAGAGAUAAUCAACCAGAAGAUCCAGCAAUUAUAUCAUUUAUGAUGAAAAAAUUUUUACAUUGGACAGGAUUGAAUAAGCUAAAUAAAUUAGAAAUGGAAGAAGAACGAGAUUCUCAGAUACGAUCACAAUAUGUUGAUCCAAUAGAACACUUUCCAAAUAAGAUUGAUCAACUUUUAGAGGCACUCGAUAGAAGAUCAAAAGGCGGACCUGUUAAGAUUGGACAAAGCUGGAGUAUAAAUAUUAUUCGUCGAUUCUAA
This is a messenger RNA of Adineta steineri, 6168 nucleotides long. Lineage: Eukaryota; Metazoa; Rotifera; Eurotatoria; Adinetida; Adinetidae. The record is from the annotation of a GenBank genome assembly.